AUGAAAUUUGUAGAACGUGGACUUUUUUGCUGUGAAAGUGUAUUUGCUCCACGAUUUCAAUUGAGCAACUUCGAUCAUCGUAUCGACUAUGUUCAUUUUGAAAAUCGAGCGUUUUACUUGUUGCUGCACCGACAUUUGCGAAAUCUUGUAGAUCGUCAUUGUUUCAAAACGGCCUUUCAUGUUGCCAGACUUAUAUAUCGUCUAGAUCCUGUAGCGGAUCCACUUGCCAUAAUGCUUACCAUCGACAUGAUUGCUUUGAAAGCGCGAGAGUACAAUUAUCUAAUUCAUCUAUAUGAUGCAUUGAAGAGCUCAAAAAAUUUGGAUAGACUUCCAAAUUUUGCAUACUCCGUCGCUCUUGCCCAUUUUUUUCUUUUUUGCGAAAAUGGAAAUGCUGAACAGAAAGAGAUGGCUGAUUUUAUGCUUGGUUCGGCAAUUCGGCAUUUCCCAACGGUGCUACUAAAACUUUUAGAUGCAAUGAAUGUACAACCUGAUUCAACAGUAGAAAAUAAUAAAUAUAUGAGUGCAUUAGCUUAUGAAAGAGAAAGUGAGGGAAUAAAGCUACUUACAUCAAUAUAUGUAAAGCUGGCGCCGUCGGUUUGGUUAGAGAACCCGUCGAUUCUUUCGUGGCUCGAAAAGGCCACAAGAGCUGCUGUAUCAUCAUUCAAACAUUCUAAGGAAGAGAUUGCUAGCUGGGAGAGAAUGAGGAAAACGUGUUACGUUGGAGUACCGCGGAACAUCGAACGACAUGCAUACUUAUGGGAAGUAACGAGAAAUGCGGAGUGGGUUCUAUCAGAUCCUGCGCCUCCCUAUAAUGGACGAAUGAUGUAUACGAGAGCGCCAAGUACACCACGGCCCGAUUCCUUUCUCUCAGGAUUGCUACAUUCCGUUUGGCCCAAUUAUGAUCAGGCUCAACACUUGAAUGCAAGUAUUGAAGAAGUACUAAACGCUUUACGUGGAAUGUUCGUUAGUGAAACGCCUGAUGCCGAUGGCAGGGAUUUAAAUGGCAGUAACCAGGAGGAACGUAAUCGGGAAAUUGUUAACGAAGUAGACGAUGAAGAGAUAGAGGCAGGAGAGAUGGAGCAGGAGCACGACGUAGCUGGUUAUGAUGAUGGUGGCCGAGCUGG
This is a messenger RNA of Acanthocheilonema viteae, 1124 nucleotides long. Lineage: Eukaryota; Metazoa; Nematoda; Chromadorea; Rhabditida; Onchocercidae. The record is from the annotation of a GenBank genome assembly.